Messenger RNA from Emiliania huxleyi CCMP1516, 2535 nucleotides. RefSeq lists its product as hypothetical. Gene Ontology annotation, cellular component: cytosol. Gene Ontology annotation, molecular function: fructose-2,6-bisphosphate 2-phosphatase activity; 6-phosphofructo-2-kinase activity; ATP binding. The record is from RefSeq and is a predicted model, not a curated record. NCBI's taxonomy places the organism in Eukaryota, Haptophyta, Isochrysidales, Noelaerhabdaceae. The transcript is spliced from 6 exons. Bases 27 to 2111 code for a protein of 694 amino acids. Gene Ontology annotation, biological process: fructose 2,6-bisphosphate metabolic process.
AACCUGAAAGACAAGGCCGACGCAGCAUGGAGCCGAGACCCCGCGUGGAGAGCUCCGGCGCGCUCAACGACGUGUACGUGAAAAGCCAGGAGCACCUGCUCAGGCCGACGUCCGAGAACCCGCUGCCGACCUCCGUCCCACCGCCCUCGGCCGGGAUGGCAGGCCUGAUCGGCGUGCGCCAUGUGCUCAUCGUGAUUGGUCUGCCGGAGCGCGGCAAGUGCUUCAUCGCACAGCGUCUCUCAAAGUACCUCUACUUUUUCCACGGCGCAGAGGUCAAGCUCUUUGACGUCGCAGAGUACAUGGGCUGCCAGCCCGUCGACAUUGGCCACGCGGCGCAACCGCAGGACGAGUGUCGCAUCGAGGCGUCGGCCAACACGCUCACGCGCGACCUCAAGCUCUUCCUCAACUCGUCGGGCGAGGCGGCGAGGCGGGCGGGCGGGAACAUGACGGUGCCGGUGCCGCGGAACUGCCAGACCGCGCAGGCGCGCGCCGCCGAGCGGGCGAUGGCGGCGGCGCGCGAGGAGAUCCAGAACACCGAGCAGCACCUCUUGGUGGACGAGGCGGACCGGCGGCGCAAGAAUGUCGACUCGGGCAAGGUGGCCAUCAUCUUCACGUCAGACGGGAUGGGUAGCUUCUACGAGAAGUGGGCGUGCACCUCCAAGGAGCGGCGGCGCUGGGCGGCCGAGACCAUCCAGUCAGACAAGCGCCUCGGUGCCAAGGUGAUCUUCAUCGAGGUGAUAGUCAACUCGGCAAAGCUCAUGGAGCAAAACCUGCUGUCCAAGAUCCGCCAUGAGCGGCGCCUCUCUCGCGGCGCGGAGGCGCGCGACUCGCGCGACUCGCGCCAGUCGCGCGAGGGGGAGGAGAACGCGCGCGGCAUCGCCGUGCCCUCCUCGCCCGCCACCCCCGGCAGGCCGACCCGGGCCAGCUCCUCGCGCAAUCAUGGGUACGGCUCCGGAUACGACUGGUCCGCCGCCGCCGCCGAAGCCCUCGAGGAGAGCGACGACAUCCCUCCGCGGCUCGUGCGUGAGUUCCACGCGCGGGUGAACCGCUUCGCCCGCGUGUACGUCUCGCUCCAGGAGGACGGCUCCGAGGACGACCUCUCGUACAUCAAGCUCAUCAACUACGGAGACAAGGAUAACAUGCACGGGUUCCUGCGGAUGAGGAUCGUCCAGAUCCUCACCGUCGUUCACCCGUCGCCGCACGUCAUCUACCUGACGCGCCACGGCCAGUCCACGUACAAUCAGCUCGGCAAGAUCGGCGGCAACUCGCCCCUCUCGCCCGCCGGCGAGGAGUACGCGCGCCGGCUCGGCGCGUGGGUGAUGCCGUACGUGUGCUACCAGCAGGCUGCCGGCCUCGACUCGCUCACAAAGACGCGCCUGUGGACCUCCUCGCUCCAGCGCACCAUCCUCACCGCCCAGCACAUCCCACACCCGAUCAUCAGCGAGGAGGACCUCGGCACUCCGUCCGUGCCGCCCGAACCCGACGCCGACGAUGCCCUCGCCAACGGCGACUCGCCGACCCGCUGCAGCGCCGGCCGCAGCAGCGGCUUGCGCGGGACCCCGCCGCGCGCGAACGGGCUCCGAGAGCGGCUGCGCUCGGGCGGCCUCUCCGGCGUCGUCGGCGGCGUCGCGCUCGGAGGGAUCGACUUGGACUCGGACCGCGGCGGCGGCGGCGACCGCGACCGCGUGUGGCAGCAGAUGGCGCCGCGCGUGUACCGCAACCUCGACGAGAUCUUCGCGGGCGAGUGCGAGGGGAUGACGUACGAGGAGAUCCAGCACAGCUUCCCGUCCGAGGCGAAGAUGCGCGCCACCGACAAGAUCGGCUUCCGCUACCCGCGCGGCGAGUCGUACCUCGACAUCCUCGCGCGGCUCGACCCGCUCGUGCACGAGCUCGAGUCGUACCACGAGCCGCUGGUCAUCGUCUCGCACCAGGCCGUGCUGCGGCUGCUUUACUGCUACCUGACCGGCCGGACGCGGGCGCAGGCGCCCAAGCUGUCGAUGCCGCUGCACACGGUCAUCCGAAUCACCUACGACGGCUGGACGCCGCCCACUGAGGAGCGCUUCUACCUCGGGCCGGAGUGCUCACAGACGGACGGGCAGACGCACCUCUGAGAGUGGAGUGGCGUCGCCGCCCCCGACAGAGGCGCACCGGCGAGUACAGGUUGGUCGUGCGGUAGCGAACGUACGUCUACGUGUACUUCUUGAGGGGGAAGUCGAGGUUGAUUGAGGCGAGGUCGUUGAGACUUUGGAGAGUGUUGAAUGUAUCGAGCUGCAGCUGGAGAGGGUGGUUCGGGAUGUGUAGCCGUAGAGCCCAUGUCUUAUUGCUCCCGAGUGCCUGUGGUGUGUGCAGAGAAGGGGUCGCGUUCUCUGGGCCGGCGCGGGGCCCCCCGGAGGCACCGUGCGCCGCGCCGCAGUGCGGAAACGGGGCUCCGGCUCUAUGAGUCAGUCUCUAUGAGCACCGACUUCCCGAAUGAUCACGGUUGAUCAGAGGGCAGAUUUGGAGAGAUCUCGAGGAGUACAUACAGAUAGACCCUCC